GCGCAAUUUUUCCUUAGCUCAUCUCAUGGAUUCCUAGAACCCUUAGCUUCUUAGUCUUGGUUUGUACUUCCACGAUUGUUUAGCGAGAAACUGGGACAAAUAUUCAAAGGAGGAUGAAAACAGAAAAGUCUCAAAAUAGUGAAGAGUUGUCCACAGUUAUGGGAGAGUCCUCUGGAUCAAGCAAUCCAUCGGCUGCUAUCGAUUCAUCUAACAUCGGUUUUCAGCUCCUAAAGAAGCAUGGCUGGAAGGAAGGUACUGGUCUUGGAAUCGCUGAACAAGGUAUAUUGGUGCCUCUACAAGCAGAGCCAAAACAUAACAAAAAAGGACUAGGAUCUGAAAAACCAGCUAAGAGAAAAGCGGCGGCACAGCCUCGGGUUACAGAUUCUGAAGCAGUAUCAAAGACGACGAACAAGAAACCCUCUAAGAAAUUGCGGAAGACGAUCCAACACGAAAAACUUUUAGCGGAAAAAGUAUUUGAACGAGCCUUCCGCAUGGAGUUCUGGCCUGAUAAUGUAUAACUAUAUAUUUUCUCAUUAUUUUGUUCUAGUUUACCUUAAGAAGAGAUAUUCCAAUCGCUUAUUUUUGUACUGCAUAAUCUGAAAUACUCUGUUUCCUAUGGCCUAGUUCUACGAAGAAAUACGAGGUUUAUAACUUUAAAGUUAAAUAGUU
Messenger RNA from Camelina sativa (false flax), 669 nucleotides. RefSeq names its product G-patch domain-containing protein C1486.03-like. Gene Ontology annotation, molecular function: nucleic acid binding. The record is from RefSeq and is a predicted model, not a curated record. NCBI's taxonomy places the organism in Eukaryota, Viridiplantae, Streptophyta, Magnoliopsida, Brassicales, Brassicaceae.